UUGAGGCGGCGGUUCCGUUGCUGCCGUUAGGGGUGUAGGGGUUUGCGGCGGAGAGGAGAGGAGAGGUGAGGUGAGGUGGGGCGGGCUCCGCCGCCGCCCCUUUCUGGUCCCCUCUCGGUUUCUCCUCGGCGGGGCCUUCCCCCCUCGCCUCCGCCAUGCACCCUGUUUUCCAGAGCAGCCGGCGCGACUUCACCUUCGGGCCGUGGAAGCUGAGCGCCGCCCGGACGCACAUCAUGAAGUCCGCGCAGGCCGAGAGGUUGGCUGAUGAAUUACACAUGCCUUCCCUGCCAGAGAUGAUGUUUGGAGACAAUAUCCUAAGAAUACAGCAUGAUCAUGGUUUUGGAAUUGAGUUCAAUGCAACAGAUGCUUUAAAAUGUGUCAAUAAUUGUCAAGGUAUGAUCAAAGUGGCUUGUGCAGAGGAGUGGCAAGAGAGCAGGAGUGAGACUGAGCACACUAAGGAAGUUGUCAAGCCAUACGAUUGGACUUACACAACAGACUACAAAGGAACUUUGCUGGGAGACACUGCGACAUUAAAGGUUGUUCCUACAACAGAACACAUAAAUACAGAGAAAUUGAAAGCCAGAGAACAAAUUAUGUUUUUUGAAGAAGUACUUCUCUUUGAAGAUGAACUUCACGAUCAUGGAGUAUCAAGUUUGAGUGUAAAAAUAAGAGUCAUGCCUUCCAGCUUUUUUGUGCUGUUGAGGUUUUUCUUGCGCGUUGAUGGAGUACUUAUCAGGAUGAAUGAUACGAGGCUUCAUCAUGAGGCUGACAAGGCCUACAUGUUGCGAGAAUAUACAUCCAGAGAAAGCAAAAUCUCAAGUUUAAAGCAUGUUCCACCUUCUCUGUUCACGGAACCUAAUGAGAUCUCUCAGUAUCUACCCAUAAAGGAGACAAUCUGUGAAAAACUAGAAUUCCCAGAGAAACUGGAGCCUAAGCCAGAAGCAUCACUGGAAACUGUGUGUGUUAAGUCUAAAUAAAUGUGACUUUAUAUGGACUUGAAGUACACUGGAGAUAAUGUGAGCAUGUAACCAUUGCCAUGGGGGGCGGUUUCACUACAAGUGGAAUAAAGAAUUUGGCUAAUUUUUCUGUAGCCCUGAGAGAAAACAUUUCAAGGAGGUUUUGCUAAUUGUGUUUUUUGUUUGUUUGUUUUUUUAACCUGUAUCUGGAGUUAAUGAUAGACUGGAGGUGAGUUACAGUCUUCAGCGGCAUUGGAGAAAGGCUCUCAUGAUAAAGAGUCUGGGUUCUGUUUAGUUCACCAGUUAAGCAGGAGUAUUGUCUGGACCCUCCACCACAAACACUUCUAUGAAGAUUUUGUUAUUGCUGCUUCAGAUACUGAGAGACUACUGGAGUCAUAAAAUUGGCAUGAUUUUAUUUUUAUUGAGAAAUCAUCCAUGGUAAAAAAAAAAUAAAAUAUUCCUCUGCAUUUAUUUUGAACUGUCAAUCCUAAACUACACGUUUUGCUUGGCUUCCCCUACUGUGGGCUGAUAACCAACUUAAUUACUUUUUGGAGCCUCUGAUCCAGACUGUAAUUUAAUAAUAUUUAUUUCAUCUGAGGGUUUAAGGAGCAAAAGAGAAAAAAAACUUGUAUUUGUUUGACACUAUUUAAAGGUAAAAUUACCUUAUUUGUGCGACAUUAACUCCAGAGCAGGAAAAAGCUGGAAGCUUAGAGACACACACACUGGGAAGUCUCUUCACAAAUACUAGUUUAAUCUGAUGUCAGCCAGAUUUCUCUAGGCACUUCUGGAGACUAUGACUUGGGGUCCGUAUGCUGCUACAGUCACGUACUGUACUGGAAAUGCUUUGUACUGUAUUGACCUUUUGUUGGACAUGUUGGCUGGUGUCGGUGUAUGAUGGUUAUACCGCCCUGACAGUCACACUGCUAAAUUGCAGGGUGGGUUAUGUCUGGGGAAGAGAGGGGCGUUCAGUCUCUAAUGCCUAAAGGAUGCUGGUGUUUGCCGUCCGAUGUAACCUUUAAAGGAUGCUAACAUGUAUUCCAGAUACAUAAUUUGGGUUUAUUUUUAAAAUUUUUCAAGUUCUGAUACUAAUAGAAGUGUGAUCACAUGUAUAGUCAUGGGUUUAACUCAACACAUUGUAGAUUAAACUUUUAAAUAUUUGUGUUGAUUUUGGAAAGCCUAAAUUAUAUGUUAAUGGUUUGGCCUAAGAAUGAGGGAGCUGAACAGACUUGUCUAGGUUUACUGCUCACACUCAACGAAGUGCAAGAAGCAAAUAAGUAGUGAAAAGCAGGCCUUGUGGUUUAAGGUGAUGGCAGAUAAGAAUAUGUAUGCAUUCUGAUGUCUUGGAGUUUUUUGUUUAAAAAUCUUCAUAUUCUACACUGCAUGACUUAAUAGAAGCAACCCACUCCAAAAACCUGAUAUUUAACCGGGUCUUCUGAGAAAUGGUUUUCACCUAGAGAAGACACUGAGGUUUUUAGGAAAAAAGUCUACUGCCAUUUAAGUGACUGUCAUCUUAAUAAAAACAACAGCUUUUUGUUUCAUAUUUGAGGCAGCCUGGUCUAAUAAAUCUAUCAUAAGGUUGAAAGGCAGGAACUAACUGCAGUUUUUCCUGUGUCACUGAUUUACUCUAACCACAGGGAAGUGACUUCUCUGUGCCUCAGUUCCCUGUAUGUAAAAAUUAGGGUUAAUACAUGCCUACCUCACUGAGGGUUUGUGAGGAUUAUUUUGUAAAAAGUUACUGAUUUGAAUAUUUUUUUCUUUCCUGACUACACCUGCAGCCUUAUCUUUGGAAUCCUUUGAAAAGGAUUACUGUUAAAAAUCUUAUGAUCCAUAGGAUAAAACGAGCAAACUGAAAUUAAAACAGUCUGACAGAAAUUAUUAUCAACCAGACAUGAUCUGAGUGAGUGAAUUUAUGGCCACUUUGAAAUAGGGGUGAGGUCCUCUAUGUUCCCCAUUAGAAUCUUAAAUUCUGUUGGCUUUUUUCAUCCUCCUGCACUUCUAGUGUCAGGAUGAAGAAGGGGCUGCAAAUGAAUGCAGCAUGGAAGUGAUCAAAAUUCAUUUAUUAAUAGAUUAUUUAGGUCCACUCCAGUCAUAGAGGGAUAUGGGAGAAAAUGGAAGGGAACAACAACUGGGGAUGAAGAGAGAUUUUGUUGGUGGAUGUAAAUCAUGGCACUUCUUUUACUCUAAACAUAUAUUAUUUUACAUGCCUUAAAGGCUUAUAAAAACACACUUUCAAGCUGGUAGUGACAGAGAGGGGAGCUGAUGCAGUGCUCACAUGAGGGAAACUAUAUCUGCAUUCAUUAAUUAAAUCUGAUUUGGGUUUGGUCAGUGAUGCUAACAAACUCCAUUGGGCUAAAGUACAGCAGAGGGGGAACCCCACAGAAUCGACACUUGGCGCUGGAAAGGGUGCUCUGCAUGUUUAGCUUAUACUGUGUAUUUUAUCUUGUCCAUCAUACAUACCAGUGUGUGACCUGUUGAUACAGUUGUCUUGAAUGGACUUGAAUCCUGAAUAUAUAGAUACGUGAUAUCCAUCUAUCUCGGGUGCUGUGCAUUUAAGUGGAACAUACGUGUUGGGGAGAUCACAAGAACAUGUUAAGGAAGUUACAGUUAGUACAAAGUAAAACUUGGGGCGCUUUGUGACUCUCUAAUACCACACAGAUUACCAAGAGGCAGCAGCAUAAACCAGUGUACUGCAAACGCUCCGGUACAAAUUUUUCCUCAGAAAAGUCCCACUUUGGAUACAUAAUCUUAGGGGGAGGGAGUGGGGUGAUUCUCCAGCUCUUUUGUGGCAAGUUCAACAUGUGGCAGUUUAUAUACCUUCUUGUAUGUCGCUAAAUAAAAUGUACCAAACAUUUUAUAGUUCUGUUUUUAUCUGAGCGAAAUAAACUGAAAUAACUA
Molecule: messenger RNA, 3851 nt
Organism: Calidris pugnax (ruff)
Lineage: Eukaryota; Metazoa; Chordata; Aves; Charadriiformes; Scolopacidae
Gene: TIPRL
Product: TOR signaling pathway regulator
Exons: 7
Coding region: 156-977 (273 amino acids)
Biological process (GO): TOR signaling
Cellular component (GO): cytosol
Source: RefSeq, a predicted model, not a curated record